Molecule: messenger RNA, 669 nt
Organism: Bathycoccus prasinos
Lineage: Eukaryota; Viridiplantae; Chlorophyta; Mamiellophyceae; Mamiellales; Bathycoccaceae
Product: Transporter, ABC superfamily (Breast cancer resistance protein) (ISS)
Exons: 1
Coding region: 1-669 (222 amino acids)
Source: RefSeq, a predicted model, not a curated record
AUGCGACUAUUAUUGCAACUUGGCUUCUUCUUCUAUUUCUCCAUCGCAUCUUUCACGAGAGGAGCGAAGGCGCAAACGUUGCUACAGGCGUGCCCGCUCGAUAUCGAGCGCCUCGAUUUCACAGGCAUCAACGAAACUUGCAGCGAUCCGAACGACCGAAAUCUCUGCACCAGUUGCCCGUUAACCAUCGUACAGAAAAUAGUCGACGGCGGCUACUCCGUCGAGGAAAUCAACGCGCUGCCCAUCGAGCGAUGUUUAUUGGAAAAUCUUCCACAAUUGUUAGAAAACGGAGCAACACUGCUCGCUUUCAUUGCGCUUCAAAGCUGCGAUUUUACCUCCGGCAACUUGGCCACAGACAUUCUGAAUAACGUCACGUUCCCGCCUCCAUUUCCAGGAUUACCCACGGAAUGGUUACGAAACGAAACGAUGCCUUCGUUAUCGCCUUCAUCUUCCUCCUCGCCCGACGACGGUGGUGGUGACGACCAACAAGACGACGCUUCAGUUGUUGCGAAAACAAACGGACCUCCUUCUUCAGAAGAAGGAGGAAAAGAAGAGGAGGAAAAACUCUCGUCGCCGUCGUCGUCUGCGAGUUCUUCUUCGACGCGCCGAGUGCUCGUCUCCUGCGUCGUUUCCGUCCUCGUCCUUCUCGCCACGACAACGAUGACUUAA